Ostrinia furnacalis (Asian corn borer) is the source of this 2799-nucleotide messenger RNA. Its product is annotated as oocyte zinc finger protein XlCOF6. Bases 127 to 2349 code for a protein of 740 amino acids. Gene Ontology annotation, cellular component: nucleus. The transcript is spliced from 4 exons. Gene Ontology annotation, biological process: regulation of gene expression. The record is from RefSeq and is a predicted model, not a curated record. Lineage: Eukaryota; Metazoa; Arthropoda; Insecta; Lepidoptera; Crambidae. Gene Ontology annotation, molecular function: zinc ion binding.
CGGUGGGGUUUUAUUGUGUUGCGCCAUUUUGUACGCUGUUCAUCUCUCUUGUCUAUAAUUUUCGGAUAGAUCGACUUUAUGGGCAAGGUUUUCCUGGUGUGGUAAUUAUGUAUACGGUGAUAUAAAAUGGAUACGUGGUCAAAUUUGUGCCGUUCCUGUCUGUCUUCAAAUACUACGGUAUCUUUACUGGGUGCAGACGAGAGCAUUUUGUUGAAGUUCUAUGAUAUAACGACUAUAGAGGUUAGUGCAGAAGACGGUCUGCCGCAGAAACUGUGCGGUGACUGUUACUCAUUACUGACUUCAGCGCACCAAUUCAGAAAGCAGUGCAUCAAAAUGGAUACGGACCUGAAACUACAGUUACAAGCGUUAUUAGAACAGGCCAAAGACCAAUACAGCCAAGAGGCAGACAUGGAUGACAUCAAUCAAGAAGACGACGAUGACGAUAUAGCCAAUGAUCCUGUCAAACAGUUGGAAGCAAUCAUAAAGAAAGAACCAUCUGACAGUGACGAUGACUGCUAUUACGUCCUUGUUAUAGAUGAUCCCAAAGACAAAGAAAAUGAAAAUGAAAAUAUUAUACCAGAUAAAUCUGUUGCACCAGACAAACCAGACUUUGAAACGACAAUUGACAUGUCCCACAUUAAAUCUGAAUUAAUCGAUCCUGUACCAGCUGAAAAUGAGCAGCCGAUCGAACCAUUAGAAGAAUUCAAUCAAACUCACAACCAGUUUGAAAAUACUAUAGACUCGUUUCUGGUUUCAAAUACAAAAAUCCCAGUAAAUGUUCCAGCAACAAUAUUGGAGAAUGAGGAAGAGAGUCAAGAUAAUGAUGAUUAUAAUAAUGUGAUGGAUACAGACACGCAAGACAGUAAUUCGCAAGAUCAAGGGUUACAGGAAAUCCAUGACGACCAAUCUCAAAUGGAAAUACAAACUUAUACAGGUAACAUUGUCAGCAACUUACCCAAUUCCAAGAAUUUUAUCAAAAUAUUAACUACAGCAAAUGCAGAUGGCACUAUAGUUCUUAAAGGCACCGAUGGUAUUGAGUACCUAACAGAUUCCCAACUUGUACGAAGUGCUGACGGCGAUCAGAUGGAUCAGGAGGAAGUUAUUUUCUGCGAAGGAGAUGAUUCGUCACCAUUCCAAAUACUCAAGUGCGAGGGAUCCGAAUUGGUUAUUGAGUAUGCACAAGUAGAAGAUGGACAAAUUGCAACUGUAUUGCAACAAGAAGAUGGUACAUUUCUGUGUGAUUGUGGGGAACAAUUCGAAGAUCUAGCUGAGUAUGAAAAGCACCGGUAUAAGCAUAACCCAGCCGGUGAACAUCUUUGUAAUUUGUGCGGUAAAGGUUUCGAAUCUGCUCAAAUUUUGACCGGGCAUACACUACUUCAUAGCGUCACUGGUAUGUUGCUCUUAUGUCCGUUUUGCAAUCAACCAAUAAGAAGAAAUGCAUUGACUCAACAUAUAAAAUAUGCUCACAAUAACAUCAAACCUAAAUGCAGUAUCUGCUUCAAGACUUUUGCUAACCCAAAUAAUCUAAAACGCCACAUGAUGAUCCACAGUGGGAUCAGAGAAUUUGAAUGUGAUAUUUGCCACAAAAGAUUCCACCAAAAAAUUUCAAUGCAAACUCACAGAUUGACUCACAUGAAUCCCUAUUCUUGCAACCAAUGCGAUGAGACGUUUGAGAACAAAGAAGCUUUAGCUACACAUAAAGAUGAUGGCAGCUGUGACAAAUCUAAGAUAACCAAAGUUAAAACUGAACUAUUGAAGACUGUGAAACAAGAAAUCACUACAAAUAUAGGCAAAGUGGUUGGCUAUGCUUGUUCACUGUGCAAGAAAAUGUUUUCACUAGAAUCUGCUUUAGAACAGCACGUUGAAAGUACACACAUGAUAGACCCAACAGAAUUGAUAUGUUCGGAAUGUGGUGAGGUUUUGCCUUCGAAGAAAGAAAAGCUCUCACACAUUUUGAUACAUAAGAAUGCAAAGAAUAAAACUGUUAAGCGAUUUGAAUGCAGCAUUUGCGGUAAAGGAUGCUCUAGUCAGGCAAUGUUGAUCAUGCACGAAAGAGUUCAUACGAAUGAGAGGCCAUAUCCCUGUCAGCUGUGCUCUCUUCGAUUCAAAACAAAGACUCAUUUACGGACACAUCAAUUGACUCACACACGAGAGAAGAAGUUUGGGUGCUCUGUGUGUAUGAAAUUCUUUGCAUUAAAAGGCAAUCUGGUGGUGCACCUCAGAACUCAUACUGGUGAACGCCCAUACAUCUGUUCAAUUUGUGGAGAAGCAUUUAUAGAUUCCAAAUAUUUGAAAAAGCACAAACUAAGAAAACAUGCAAUAGAAAAUGUUCCAUGGAACAAAUAUUAGUACUGUUUCAAACUAUAGUCUUAAUUUUUCAGUUUUUGUGAAUUUUGUAGACAAAACUAUUUGAAUUUCAUGGAAUGCAUUCUUUUUCAUGGUCACUGGAAUAAUUUUUGUUUGUAUAAUUAUGUGCACUAGGUUUUACUUUUAUUUAAAGAUAGCCUGUGGCCGUUUUCUUGUAAAUUUUGCUUAAAGCAAGUUGAAUGAUUGUGUUAGUCAGUCAUUUGUAUGUUAUUUAUAGAUCUCCACUAUGAUUUUUCUACUUGUAAAUAUGGCAUAAUAUUUUAAGCUUAAUCUAAAGUAAAACUUUGAAAUGAACUGAAUUUUAUACUUGUUCCCAGCUUUUUAAAGUAAUGGUUAUAAGUUAAUCAUAUAUUUAUUGUUGACAUUUUGUGAUAUUUGUCAAUUUCAGCUUGAAAGUUUUACAUACACAGGUUGUAAAAUUAGAAUAAUGCA